Messenger RNA from Paramuricea clavata, 546 nucleotides. Lineage: Eukaryota; Metazoa; Cnidaria; Anthozoa; Malacalcyonacea; Plexauridae. The record is from the annotation of a GenBank genome assembly.
AUGCGUGUAGAGGAAAACCUCAAUAAUGUAACAAACACAGUCAAGGAAAAUAAGAAAGCAUACAAGAAAAGGUUUAAACAAUUAGUAAAUAAGGUGGCCAAGCUGAGCAGGAAUACAAAAUCAAGAGGCCCAGACAAAAAGAAAAAGUUUAGUGAAUACUCCAAACAGCACCAGGCAAGGAUUCGAAAACAGUUGAAAGAGCAGUGUCAAACAACAUUGUCAUUUCUCGGCCAGUAUGAUUAUGUACCAUCACGAAUUGAGUUGUACAACCACAACACUGGAAUGGUCGAAAGUUUCAAUUUUAUCGAGGAUGAUGAAUUUCAACCAAACCAUGAGACUAGCAAGGAAAUCAGUGAAGCGGACAUGGAUAAAAUGAAUAUGUGGCUAUAUCUGAAAGAUAAGUUCAACAUAUCGAAUGAGGCAUGGCGUGAAAUUUCCAUGGCAUCAGAUGAUCCACCAUGUUUGAACAAAAUCACAAAGCACAUGAAAAAGUUAAACCAAAAGUGGAAUUUAAGAUCCACCCCAGGAAAGGCAGAAGGAGUACAG